Molecule: messenger RNA, 3218 nt
Organism: Lynx canadensis (Canada lynx)
Lineage: Eukaryota; Metazoa; Chordata; Mammalia; Carnivora; Felidae
Gene: CALCOCO1
Product: calcium binding and coiled-coil domain 1
Exons: 16
Coding region: 152-2299 (715 amino acids)
Source: RefSeq, a predicted model, not a curated record
AAAAGAGGGAAGAGAAACCACAAACCCCAGAAGUCCUCACGUCCACUUUUCUCCCUCCCCCUCCAGGAGUCGGAGUGCUGUUUUUGUUGUUGGUGGAAGGUGAGGGAACAGCUGAUCCGUGUGUGGGGAGGGCAGAUACCUUGAGGGCAAGAUGGAAGAAUCAUCACUAAGCCGGGCACCUUCCCGGGGUGGAGUCAACUUUCUGAAUGUAGCCCGGACCUACAUCCCCAACACCAAGGUGGAAUGUCACUAUACCCUUCCCCCAGGCGCCGUGCCCAGCGCCAGCGACUGGAUUGGCAUCUUCAAGGUGGAGGCUGCCUGUGUUCGGGAUUACCACACUUUUGUGUGGUCUUCGGUGCCUGACAGUGCAACUGAUGGUUCCCCUGUCCACGCCAGUGUCCAGUUCCAAGCCAGCUACCUGCCCAAACCUGGAGCCCAGCUCUACCAGUUCCGGUAUGUGAACCGCCAGGGCCGGGUAUGUGGGCAGAGCCCCCCUUUCCAGUUCCGAGAGCCAAGGCCCAUGGACGAACUGGUGACCCUAGAGGAGGCCGAUGGCGGCUCUGACAUCCUGCUGGUCGUCCCCAAGGCCACUGUGCUGCAGAACCAGCUGGAUGAGAGCCAGCAAGAGAGAAAUGACCUGAUGCAGCUGAAGCUGCAGCUGGAGGGACAGGUGACGGAGCUGAGGAGUCAAGUACAGGAGCUCGAGACGGCUCUGGCAACAGCCAGGCAGGAGCAUGCGGAGCUGAUGGAGCAGUACAAGGGGCUUUCCCGGUCCCACGGGGAGCUCACAGAAGAGAGGGACAUCCUGAGCCGGCAACAGGGAGACCAUGUGGCACGCAUCCUGGAGCUAGAAGAUGACAUCCAGGCCAUCAGUGAGAAAGUGCUGACAAAGGAGGUGGAGCUGGACAGGGUGAGAGACACCGUGAAGGCCCUGACUCGGGAACAGGAGAAGCUUCUUGGUCAACUGAAAGAAGCACAGGCCGACAAGGAGCAGAGCGAGGCUGAGCUCCAAAUGGCACAACAGGAGAACCACCGCUUAAAGCUGGAGCUGCAGGAGGCAAAGGGCCGGCAGGAGGAGCAGAGUGCCCAGGCCCAGCGACUGAAGGACAAGGUGGCCCAGAUGAAGGACACCCUAGGCCAGGCCCAGCAGCGCGUGGCUGAGCUGGAGCCCCUAAAGGAGCAGCUUCGAGGAGCCCAGGAGCUCGCAGCCUCAAGCCAGCAGAAAGCCACCCUUCUUGGGGAGGAGUUGGCCAGCACAGCGGGAGCCAGGGACCGCACCAUGGCGGAGCUACACCGCAGCCGCCUGGAAGUGGCUGGAGUCAAUGGCAGGCUGGCUGAGCUCAGCCUGCACCUGAAGGAGGAAAAAAGCCAGUGGAGCAAGGAGCGGGCGGGGCUGCUGCAGAGUAUGGAGGCAGAGAAAGAUAAGAUCCUGAAGCUAAGUGCAGAGAUACUUCGACUGGAAAAGGCAGUUCAGGAGGAGAAGACCCAGAAUCAAGUGUUCAAGACUGAACUAGCCCGGGAAAAGGAUUCUAGCCUGGUGCAGUUGUCGGAGAGCAAGCGGGAGCUCACAGAGCUGCGGUCAGCCCUGCGCGUGCUCCAGAAGGAGAAGGAACAGUUGCAGGAGGAGAAGCAGGAACUGCUAGAGUACAUGAGAAAGCUGGAGGCCCGCCUGGAGAAGGUGGCAGACGAGAAGUGGAACGAGGAUGCUGUCACAGAGGACGAGGAGGCGGCUGUGGGCCCGAGCUGCCCAGCGGCUCUGACAGACUCAGAGGACGAGUCCCCAGAAGACAUGAGGGUCCCUCCCUAUGGCCUGUGUGAGCGUGGAGACACAGGCUCUUCUCCUGCUGGGCCACGAGAGUCUUCUCCCCUGGUCGUCAUCAGCCAGCCGGCUCCCAUCGCUCCCCACCUCUCAGGGCCAGCUGAAGAGAGUAGCUCUGACUCGGAGGCCGAGGAUGAGAAGUCAGUCCUCAUGGCAGCUGUUCAGAGUGGAGGUGAGGAGGCCCACCUGCUGCUUCCUGAGCUGGGCAAUGCCUUCUAUGACGUGGCCAGCACCAUCUUCCGUGGAGCCCAAAUUGCCCUGCAUCCCCUCUCUCCUGCCCCUCCCCCUUCCCCAACCACCAGUGGCUUUGCAGUGGGUCCCUUGUCAGAGGCCAGCACUGGGGGCCCUGCCACCCCCCCGUGGAAGGAGUGCCCUAUUUGUAAGGAGCGCUUUCCGGCUGAGAGUGAUAAGGAUGCCCUGGAGGACCACAUGGAUGGACACUUCUUUUUCAGCACCCAGGACCCCUUUACCUUUGAGUGAUGUCACCCCUCCCCAGUACAUGCACAGAUGCACUCACACACACACACACACAUACACACACACACACACACACACACACACACACACACACACUCAUGCACAGACUGGGCAUGAUAUUCUGGGCUCCAUGAUAUUCUGGGCUCCAUGAUAUUCUGUUCCCUAAGAACCGCCCCUGCCUUUGAGCCAUUUUCAUCCCAAGCUCUCACUGGCAUCCUCUCCUGCCUGGUUCUUUUGUCCAAGCAGGGGUCCUUUUUGGAAGCGGUGGCUGACCUUACCCCCUAAAAGCGGUUUUGGAGGAACCAGGAUGGAGGAGAACUUCCCCAGGGGCAGGUUGCUUCUGUCACGGACACCAGCCACACACACACACUCAUACACACACACUCUCACACACUCUCUGAUGCCCCAAAGCCAAUUCCCCGGGGCACCCCACCCUCUCUUAUUGGGGGUCUUUGUUGGUUUAUCUGAGUUUUCUCUGGGGCCUGCAUGGAGGCAGCAGCAUGGACAUGACGGCCUCUUCAGGUCUCUUUCAGUUCUGAGCUUCAGUGGUUCUUUCUGUUCCCCGCCCCCCCCCCACAUUGCUUUCUGCACCCCACCCCAGCUUUUUCCACACCAUUAGAUAUGAAAUUUGGAUGUUUCUUUUGUAUUUUUGAGGUUUUCUGUACUCUUACCUCCUGCUCCACCCUGCCACCACCCCCCAGUGUCCUCACAUGGAAAGAAAUAAUGCAUUUGUGCCUUCUGUGAGGGAUGGGGAAAACACAGGGUCCCAGGUGUCCCCGUUUCUCAGCCCUCCUCCCUCUCCAGGUUCCCCCCCCCCAGCAAUAAGAGCUUUCCCUCAUUAUCCCUCCCCCGAUCUGUAGUUUGGACAAAUAUAUUUAUAUGAUAUGUAUAACGAUUCUAAUAAAAUGUGUUCUUACCAUGA